AUGAGGAGCUUCGUUGGAGGGCACUUGCCUUAUCGAGGUAGCUCUGUUCAGAGCUACUUGGCGGCUGGGUGUCCAGAGGAGGUGAUCAGGGCACCCGAGUCCCAUCCUCCUAAUACAAGACCUGGGUACAUAACUCUUCAUGGCAGACCACUGUUCGGGAGUGCUGCGGCUUUCGACCAGCUUGCAGGUGCCAAGCUGCUACAAAUGCGGCCCGAGAGUCCUGGGCUUGCAGGUGAUUCCUACUCCAAAGUCGAAACCUGCGAUGGGAUCAAGUUUCGCUUGGCAUGCCGAGGACACAACGACUUUCUUGACUUUGCCUACGAGGCUCCAAGGCAGCUCUUGUUGCGGGCCCAGAGAUUUUUCUUCCGCUGCCCAUGA
Molecule: messenger RNA, 378 nt
Organism: Symbiodinium natans
Lineage: Eukaryota; Dinophyceae; Suessiales; Symbiodiniaceae
Source: the annotation of a GenBank genome assembly